Messenger RNA from Triticum turgidum subsp. durum (durum wheat), 2025 nucleotides. NCBI's taxonomy places the organism in Eukaryota, Viridiplantae, Streptophyta, Magnoliopsida, Poales, Poaceae. The record is from the annotation of a GenBank genome assembly.
AUGUCACCCCAAGGUACCAAUGAAGUGCAAAGUAACCAACUAAACACAAUGGCCACUGAUGCUCCUGCAGGAGAUCCUGGUUCUUUGACAGUCGCUAGUAAUGAUAAUAGAAAAGUCUCCCGCGAAGACAUUGAACUUGUCCAGAAUUUGAUAGAGCGCUGUCUGCAGCUAUACAUGACCAAAGGAGAGGUUGUUAGGACGCUUUCUUCUCGUGCGAGAAUAGAACCUGGCUUCACUACUUUAGUAUGGCAGAAACUCGAAGAAGAGAACCCUGAAUUCUUUCGGGCUUACUAUAUAAGAUUGAAACUGAAAAGACAGAUUAUCUUGUUCAACCAUUUGUUGCAGCACCAGUGUAAUUUGAUGAAAUAUCCAGCACAUCCGAAUGUUCCACUGGCUCCAAUGCAAAAUGGGAUGCAUCCUAUGCCAGUUAACAAUCUACCGAUGGGGUAUCCAGUACUUCAGCAACCUCUGAUGCCUGCUCCCGGCCAGCCUCACAUUGAUCCGAUGGUUUGUGGUCUAUCCAGCGGUCAUAUGGUGAAUGGGAUCCCUGCACCAGGUGGCUAUCAACCAAUUCGCAUGAAUUCCGGAAAUGACAUGGUUGUUGACAACGGUGCACCUGAAGUUGGACAUAAUGGUGCCAUGUCAUCCGAGAUGGCUGUGAGCCCCUCAUCGGCAGCAUCAAGCAACCAUGCUCCUUUCACUCCGUCGGAGAUACCAGGGAUGGCUAUGGAUACAUCGAUGCUAGAUUCAGCAUUUGGAUCUGACAUAGGGAACACAGAACCUCUGCAAUUAGGGCCAGAUGGGUCGUCAAGGGAUUCCAUCCGAUCCUUGGGGCAGCUCUGGAAUUUCAGCCUCUCUGAUCUUACAGCUGAUUUGACAAGUUUAGGAGAUUUGGAGGCUCUUGAGAACUACGAAGGUACCCCUUUCCUGCCCUCGGACUCGGACCUCUUACUUGAUUCCCCAGACCAUAAUGAUGACAUAGUUGAGUACUUCGCCGACGCCAUCAACGGGACUCAAUCAGAUGAAGAGAACCAACUAUUUGUGAUUCUACCGAUCCCUGUCCCUCCUGCUAUUAUCCUCCUGCUCGUGAUCCCGUUCAGUCAAAUGACAGGUGAAGAUAUCCAUGAGGAUCGAAGACAGUAUGAGAUAACGGGGGUCCGGGCCUCCACCUUCUUCUGGCCGGGCUCGGAGGUGAAGAAGGGCUCCUGGGACUGCCCCGACAAGUAUUGCCGCCACUAUAAUGGCUCUGUGCCAUUUGAGGACAGGGUUGACGCCGUCCUUGGUUACUUUGAUCUCCCGGCUGAUGAAAUGCCGCAGUUUCUGACACUGUACUUUGAGGAUCCAGAUCACCAGGGCCACCAGGUCGGUCCUGAUGACCCAGCCAUCACUGAUGCUGUGACGCAUAUUGACGAGAUGAUCGGGAGGCUCAUUGCUGGUUUGGAAGCUAGGGGGGUGUUCGAGGAUGUGAACAUUAUAUUGGUUGGGGAUCAUGGGAUGGUUGGGACCUGCGACCAGAAGCUACUGUUUCUCGAGGAAUUGGCUCCAUGGAUUGAGGUGAAGGCUGAUUGGGUUCUGUCGAGGACACCAUUGCUGGCAAUCAGGCCGCCAGAUGGUGUAUCCCCGGCAGAGGUCGUGGCCAAGAUGAAUGAAGGGCUGAGCUCUGGGAAGGUGAAGAAUGGGCAGUAUCUGAAGAUGUACUUGAAGGAGGAUUUGCCUUCUCGCCUGCAUUACUCGGAAAGCUAUAGGAUACCACCAAUUAUUGGGCUGGUAGCUGAAGGUUAUAAGGUGGAGAUGGAAGUAUCAAAGAAAAAUGAGUGUGGAGGGGCGCAUGGGUAUGACAAUGCCUUCUUCUCAAUGAGGACCAUAUUCAUCGCACACGGGCCUCGUUUCGAAGAGGGUAAAAUUGUGCCCUCCUUUCUGAAUGUGGAGAUAUACAAUGUCAUUGCUUCCAUUCUCAGUUUGAAGCCAGCUCCAAACAAUGGCUCCAGUUCUUUCCCUGGAACAGUUCUUUUGCCGAGUGAAUGA